AUGCAAUAGACAGAAUUAGAUUAUCAGAAGAUGAAAGCAAAAUAGGAUUUAUAAUCUAUAUUUUUAUUAGUUACUCUAUUUAAUGGUUUAUGCUUUCUAUUUAAUACAAAUAUAUGUUUCGGAUGGGAUUACAAAAUAAUUAUUAUAUACGCUUGUACAGCACAAUUCGGCUUUUUGAUCUCCAAACUCCUCUCGAGUUAAGGGAUUAAUUCUUACUGUUGUUUUGCCAUAUUGGAAAGUACAUUAUUAAUUACUUACCUAUUGGGCUUUAUAUACGACAGAGAAGUUUCUCCAAUCAAUAUUAACUUGAUUAGCUACACUCUUCUGAUAAUAUAAUUUAUAAUAUUAGCAAUUACAGUUAUAUUGGGCAGACAGAACUCAGAAAGUGAUGGGCAUGGUCAAUCAAAGCAAAUACAAGAUAUAUUAGUCUCAGCUAUUAAAAGUAUUGGAUCCUUAUAGAUUGUGUUUUUAAGUUUGAAAUUGAGUGAUCAAAUAGACUGGAGUUGGAUGCAAACUUUUAUUAUUAUUUGGUUCAGUAUUGGUACGAUGAUAUUGUUCGAAAUAAGCUUAUUCAUUGAUCUAUUGAUGAAGUGUUAUAAUAGCAAAUUAGAAAAUAAAAAGGAGAUAAUUUAUGGUAGUAUGUGGUUUAACAUAGUAAUGAUUGGUUUUAUUUCAAUAUCUUUACUAACAUUUUUGGGUUUGGGAUUAUCGCUAGACUAUUAGAUACCAUCAAUCAAUCUAGCCGCAUUUAUACUAACAAUAAUUUAUUAUAUAUUUGAAAUUGGCUACUAUAUAAGGAACAAGAAAGAUUUAAUCAACUAAGAAAAUUAAACAUAAGCAUAGAGUUAAGAAAGGAACAAUGAACAAGCUGGUAUAAAGGAAAGGAUAAAAUAAAUUCACAGAAUAAGUAUAAGUAAGAUGCCUUAAUUUAUGAUAAAAUUAUCUGCUACUUAUUUUAAAAGAUAGGAAUAAACAAGUGUAAUAAGUAAGCCAGUUGGAUCAAUAUUAAAUUAAGAUAAGAAAUUUAAAUCAAUAAGUUUAUCAGAGAAGAAAUAAAAUAAAGAAGUUAAAAAGCAAUCUUCAUAAAUUUAUGAUGAGGAACUUACAAAGAGGUUUGAUCAGUUAUUAUCAUCUCCUCGAUUAAAACUAGAAGUUAGUGAAAGUAUUGGUGCAGAACUAUCAAGUAGAGGAUAACCUAAAUAGAUUUAAUUAUGUUUAGUAUGCUAUGAAAAAGAAAGUAAUAUGAUUAAUCAGCCUUGUGGUCAUGGAGGAUUUUGUUAGGAAUGUUCGUAAUAAUUGUUGACUAAAAGUGAUUUGUGUUUAUUGUGUAGGAAACCUGUGACUCAUGCAUUAAUAGUUUAAGGAGUUGAAAAUCGGGAAAGUCUUAUGGAAGUUGUGGGUGUGUUUUAGGAUGUGUAGAAGUAAUGA
Molecule: messenger RNA, 1428 nt
Organism: Paramecium tetraurelia
Lineage: Eukaryota; Ciliophora; Oligohymenophorea; Peniculida; Parameciidae
Exons: 6
Source: RefSeq, a predicted model, not a curated record